CGCUUGUUGGUCACGUUGCAGUUGCAGAUAUAUCUGAACAUCUCUAAAUUUUUGGCUGAACGUUUAAAAUUUCGAAUCUCUGGUGUGCGUUUUAAAAGGAUGGUGUUUUAUCGCGGCGUAUCAGCCAUUUCAAGGCUUCGGUCACGAGCUGUGCAACAAUCUUCACUUAGCAACUCCGCUAGAUGGCUCCAGAUGCAGAGCUCUUCUGAAUUGGACUUGAAGUCGCAGAUGCGAGAGAUAAUCCCAGAACAACAGGACCGUUUGAAGAAACUGAAAUCAGAACAUGGAAAGGUUCAAUUGGGGAACAUUACUGUUGAUAUGGUACUUGGUGGAAUGAGAGGGAUGACUGGAUUACUUUGGGAAACCUCAUUGCUUGAUGCAGAUGAGGGAAUACGCUUUAGGGGCAUGUCAAUUCCUGAAUGCCAGAAAGUAUUACCUUCAGCUCAAUCUGGAGAAGAGCCUUUGCCUGAGGGUCUUCUGUGGCUUCUUUUAACUGGGAAGGUGCCAAGCAAAGAGCAAGUCAAUGCUUUGUCAAAAGAGUUGGCUCAUCGUGCUGCUGUUCCAGAUUAUGUUUACAAAGCUAUAGAUGCUCUGCCUUCGACAUCUCAUCCAAUGACUCAAUUUGCUAGCGGUGUUAUGGCCCUUCAGGUUGAAAGUGAGUUUCAGAAGGCAUAUGAGCAGGGUGAUGUUCAUAAGUCAAAGUUCUGGGAGCCAACCUAUGAGGAUGCCUUAAACUUGAUUGCUCGUGUCCCCGUUGUAGCUUCAUACGUUUAUCGGAGGAUGUACAAGGAUAGUAGCAUAAUUCCAUUAGAUGAUUCUUUGGAUUAUGGUGGAAAUUUUUCACACAUGCUGGGAUAUGAUAGUCCUCAGAUGAAAGAGCUCAUGAGGCUUUAUGUCACUAUCCACAGUGAUCAUGAAGGUGGAAAUGUUAGUGUUCACGCUGGUCACCUGGUUGGGAGUGCACUUUCGGAUCCAUAUCUUUCAUUUGCAGCUGCGUUAAAUGGUUUAGCUGGGCCACUCCAUGGUUUAGCAAAUCAGGAAGUUUUGUUGUGGAUCAAAUCAGUUGUCGAAGAAUGUGGAGAAACUAUUUCAAAGGAACAGCUGAAAGAUUAUGUUUGGAAAACGUUAAACAGUGGCAAGGUUGUUCCAGGAUAUGGCCACGGUGUUUUGCGUAAAACGGAUCCAAGAUAUGUAUGCCAAAGAGAGUUUGCCUUGAAACAUUUACCUGAUGAUCCUCUUUUUCAGCUGGUCUCAAAGCUUUAUGAAGUGGUGCCUCCUAUUCUAACUGAGCUGGGAAAGGUCAAGAACCCGUGGCCUAACGUUGAUGCUCAUAGCGGAGUGCUACUGAACUACUAUGGUCUAACCGAAGCAAGAUACUACACUGUGCUUUUUGGCGUCUCAAGGAGUCUCGGCAUCUGCUCACAGCUGAUAUGGGAUCGGGCUCUUGGACUGCCACUAGAGCGGCCAAAGAGUGUAAACAUGGAGUGGCUCGAUAACUUUAUGCGCUUGAAACGCUAAGUUGAUCCCUGACUGUGGUUGGUCAAGGUUCUCUCUUUUAUGAAACCAGCCAUCUCUUCCAUUUGAAUGUGGUAUCUUUUGCCACUUUUAGAGAAACAAACGAGUUUGAAUCUAAAUUUUUCUCUUCAGAGUUUUCAUUUUGGUUCUUCCGCUAAAAACAACAAUGGCAAAGUAGUAAAGUAAAGGUCUUUCUCAAAUUGAGACACCGUAAUAUUUAUCCUUGACUUUUAUGUAGACAAGUCAACCUACCUACUCGUCCGUUCAAGCCAUCCAUUGAUUUGUUUUGAUUGGUCCUCAAUGAACUAUCGCAUACAACGCAGAGUAAACAUAAGAGGAUUAUGGGAGUCGCUGGAUCCUGCUACCGACUUGUUAGAAACCAAGAGAAGAGGUUUCUACGACAUGGAACUGAUUGUUGGAACACAUCCUAGUCCUCUUCGUCAUGGUCAGUCCAGUGGGCAGGGGUUCAAGACAAACAUACAAUUAAGGAUGGUCAUCCUUAAACAACCAAAAUCAUGUCGAGAAAGGAACUUGACCUCCUUGACGCUUACGGCAUCCUCUUCUCUCGAAGACACAGAGUCUUGACAUGACCGUGCAAGGAUGACUAGUCUAGACACCUCCUAUAGUCAUCCUCCUAGUAAAAGCAAUACGAGAUUCUUGGUUUCAAUAUGAGUUCAAUACUUCCAUGUUAAGGCUCAGGACUUGAUUCGUCAUCUUUUGCGCUGGAGUCAAUCCGUCCACGUUUUUUAGGCUUCUUUGACCCGUCUCGCCUUGCAAGUGCAAGGGUUGGUCUCACGAGUUUCUUAUUCUUGUAAAGUUUAUCAAAAUAAUAUCCUUUCACAUACCCUUUUAUCUUUUGCGUGUGAAUGUGAACUAUAAAGUAUUUCAUUAAUUUAAUGAUAGGUUUAACUUUAAAAGUU
Molecule: messenger RNA, 2435 nt
Organism: Camelina sativa (false flax)
Lineage: Eukaryota; Viridiplantae; Streptophyta; Magnoliopsida; Brassicales; Brassicaceae
Product: citrate synthase 5, mitochondrial-like
Biological process (GO): carbohydrate metabolic process; citrate metabolic process; tricarboxylic acid cycle
Cellular component (GO): mitochondrial matrix
Source: RefSeq, a predicted model, not a curated record